This is a messenger RNA of Triticum turgidum subsp. durum (durum wheat), 363 nucleotides long. Lineage: Eukaryota; Viridiplantae; Streptophyta; Magnoliopsida; Poales; Poaceae. The record is from the annotation of a GenBank genome assembly.
AUGGGCUCGAGCGCGAAGGUCGCGGCCGUGGCGCCGUUCGAGCUGUGCUACGACUCGUCCAAGCUGUCGCCGACGCUGUCGGGCUACUCCGUGCCCCAGGUGGACGUGAUGCUGGAGGGCGGGACGAACUGGACGGUGGUGGGCGGCAACUCCAUGGCGCAGGUGAACAGCGCCACGGCGUGCUUCGCGUUCGUCCAGGCGGGAGGCGGCACCGGCGGGGCGCCGGCGGUGGUGAUCGGAGGGUUCCAGAUGGAGAACAAGCUGGUGGUGCUCGACAACGACAAGAAGACGCUCAGCUUCACCCCGUACCUCCCAGCCAGGGGGUUCUCCUGCAGCAACUUCAACUUCACCAGGGCGGGGUAG